AUGACCAAGGCUCCCUUCUCAGUAGAAUGGCUUUCCCAGAGCAGCCAGGCCAGCACGCACGCCCAGAGCACGCCAGAAGCCAAAGAGGCCGCCCCGUCCGAGGCCGGCCAGGCCCAGCAGGGCAAUUCUCCGGCCAGGGAGAAGAGCCCGAGCGAGGGCAAGCUGGUCCCCCGGGCGCAGGAGCCGCCUCCGGAGCCUCUCCCUCCGCUCCAGAAGAACAGGCCUCCCUUGCCUUCGUCGUCCACAGCUGCUUCCAAAAGGGCGUGGAGCACUACGGAGUGUGGGUCCGACGGCGAAGGAAGCUUCUCCGAGUGCCAGACCCCAGAGGACGGCGGAGGCCGAAACGCGAAUAGCCGCCGUUUGCGCACCGCUUUCAGCUUGGAACAGAUCAGCACCCUGGAGAGCUCCUUCAAACGGCACAAGUACUUGGGAGCCGCGGAAAGACGCAAACUGGCCAGCAAAAUGCAACUCUCUGAAGUACAGAUCAAGACAUGGUUCCAAAACCGUCGGAUGAAGCUGAAACGUCAGCUUCAGGAGAUGAGGCCAGAGCCCUCCUUCCAUGGUGUACCAUUUUAUAGUCACAUCCCUUUUGGAUCUCAAAGUGGUCCCUUGUCCUAUGUUUAUUCACCACACCAACAGACUUUCAGCAGGAGGGAAUCUUCUGCUAUUCCUUCUGGGAUUCCUUUCCCUCCAAUGCCACCUCCUAGCCUGGAUCCCAGAAACACCUCUGGAGGACAACCAGGUGCUAUCUGGCCAAUGCCUAUUCCCUACUUUGUGGGGUACCAAGACCCGAGAACAGUGUUCAUGACUCUCUGA
Python bivittatus (Burmese python) is the source of this 816-nucleotide messenger RNA. The record is from RefSeq and is a predicted model, not a curated record. NCBI's taxonomy places the organism in Eukaryota, Metazoa, Chordata, Lepidosauria, Squamata, Pythonidae.